UUUCCCUGCACUCUCAUCAAGAGCUGCAUGUCAUUCAUGUCAUAGCCAACCUGCUGCAAUAAAAAAGUAACAAUUCCUCUAUAUACUACUAAAACAUCCAAAGCUUUCUACGUUUACCCUUUAUAAGCGCGCGUAAGUAUAUUUCUCCUUUUAAUCCUUCUUAACUCGCUCGCAAAACAGCUGGAGGGCUUUUAGAGCAGCUUGUGUGACUUUGUUAAACAUGGCUGACGACUUUGGCUUUUCCGCGUCUGACAACGGAGUUCAUGUGGAGGAGGACCCGGCCGCCGCGUUUCUGGCCCAGCAGGAGGAUGAGAUCGCCGUGAUUGAGAACGACAGCGCCGGGUUCGGUGCGCUGGAGGACGGCGGGCCUCUGCCCUCGGACACGUACACGACCAAUGGAGGUGAAUUUGUGGGAGCACCAGUGACUGCUGUGAACGGAGAUAUGUUUCAAGACAACAACGGCACAGCUGACAGCUACUCAGCUAUUGCUCAAGUGGACAUGCAGAGACAAGAACCUGAGAGUUUAUGCAAAUGGAGGGAGGAACAAAGGGCUCGGCUGGAGGAAUUAGAUUCGGCCUCCAAAGCAGCUGAGGCUGGGUGGAGGGAGAAAGCUCAGAAAGAGCUAGAGGACUGGCAUGUUCACCAGAAUGAACAGAAGGAGAAAAAUAAAGCCAACAACAGGAUUGCUGAUAAGGCUUUCUACAAACAGCCCAACUCUGAUGCCAUAGGCUUUGUAGCAUCAGAGGAAGCUUUUCUCAAGGAAUGUGAUGAUGACAGUCCUGGCACGGCGUGGGAGAAAGUGGCCCGGCUGUGUGAUUUCAACCCAAAAACCAGCCGUCAGACUAAAGACGUGUCUCGAAUGCGCUCCGUUCUCAUUUCUCUAAAACAGACGCCUCUGGCUCACUAAAAUAAGUCCCUAUUUAAUAAUGUUUUACAUGCUUUCUUUUCCUUCUUGCACUUUAAUUUAGUGAGGCUGAACACUCUUUACAAUUGCAAGUUGUUUGGAUUUUAAUGGGUCAUCGAAUGUGUACAAUGUUGUAUUUAAACUUUCUAUUUAUGUACCUUGGUGUUUUGCUGGGACAAAAGAUUUAGUUUGGCUAUUUCAUGUUUAAGAAUUUUUAAAAAAUAGAAAUGAAGUGUGCCGCAAACAUCUGACAAAUAGUGACCAGGUCAAGGAAUUUAUGUUUAUUUAAUGAAUCCUAAUGUAAAUGACAUCAUUAGAAAGCCAAUAGUUUUACCACAAUGCAAAAAAAUAUAUAAUAAUUUGGUCCAGCUUUUUGAUAUUUACAGUUAACUUUAUAUUGAUUGAUGUGACAGAACAACUUAAUUACCCACAAACCAUUUGGCAGCAUUAAUCCACUGAUGGGGUGUUCAACAGGAACCAUUCAGGAUCUACAAAGUUAUACAGAUAUCUUCACAAAACUCUACUGUUUUGUUACAGUCUAUAUACAGACAGUUUAGUUUCCAUCUCCCACCCUACAGAGUAUUCUUCAUAAAUUGUUAUCAGUAUCCAGAUUUGGUAUUAUCUGCUUUCAUGCAUUUAUGUUCACUGCCAAGAGGGAAGCCAUGUUUGUGAGCUUAAGGUUCUUGUUUAUUAUAAUUUACACAUUGCCACAUUUUCAUUGUUCUGAUGAUUAUUAGUCACAAAUGCAGCUCUUCUUUUCAUGACUGUUGUUCCCAUAGCAGUCAGCACUGGGAUA
Xyrauchen texanus (razorback sucker) is the source of this 1700-nucleotide messenger RNA. RefSeq names its product clathrin light chain B-like. The coding region runs from base 221 to 907 and encodes 228 amino acids. Gene Ontology annotation, molecular function: clathrin heavy chain binding; structural molecule activity. The transcript has 6 exons. The record is from RefSeq and is a predicted model, not a curated record. Gene Ontology annotation, biological process: clathrin coat assembly; clathrin-dependent endocytosis; intracellular protein transport. NCBI's taxonomy places the organism in Eukaryota, Metazoa, Chordata, Actinopteri, Cypriniformes, Catostomidae. Gene Ontology annotation, cellular component: postsynaptic endocytic zone cytoplasmic component; clathrin coat of coated pit; plasma membrane.